This is a messenger RNA of Owenia fusiformis, 618 nucleotides long. Lineage: Eukaryota; Metazoa; Annelida; Polychaeta; Sabellida; Oweniidae. The record is from the annotation of a GenBank genome assembly.
GGAUUAUCUAGUGUAUCCUGAAGGUGUUAGAUUCCGGGAUAGACUCAGUCAUGGUCAGUUUGACCUCUCUACUAUAGGACAACAUGUGGCGGCAUCUAUACUAGCCAUCAGUCUCACAACAGCUGCCAGGUUUCUGCCCGAGGAUGCUAAUGUAACCAAGAGUGAUACCUUGGCAUCACUUAUAUCAGAUAUGAACUGUUAUGAAUCAAGAUUCCAUCCAAUAUCAUUGCUCAAACGAGACAUUCUUGAUGCAGGACACCAGCUGUCAGAGUGGCAAUGUAUCCAACACAUCAUAGAAUCCUGUGAUACAAAACUGAAAUCACUAGAUAGAGACAAAGAAACAAUUUGUAAAGCAAUAACCACCAUUUGUAGAAAACUCAAGGAAUAUCCUUGUCUGAAAUGACUCGAGUUGGCCCAAUUGAUACACCCCUACCUCAGCUUAGAGGCCUUAAUCAGUGUUUGUGGACAUCACAAAGUGGCCACUCUCUAUCGUUAUCAACAAGUCAAACUCAUAAAUGAUGCAGUACAAUCGUGCUCUACUCCAAAUGGACCAAAUGAAUUUUUGAAUGUUGAUCAUUCUAGUCAUGAUUGUGAUAAAACUGAUAAAACUCAUUCUGC